GUCGAAGUACGCCAUAAGAAGAAUAAUAUCAUAGUCUUUUAGAAAACAUUUUACUUUUUACAGCAUUAAGAGUGAAGCAAAAACAGUACUAGUUUAAAUCUACCUCAAGCUUCUUUACGUUCUGAAAUAUGUCUGAAGAACAAUCCCGCGGACGGCGGCGUCCAUCGCGUGAAUAUCAUCAAGCACCCAGCACAUCGCGGCGCCCCCGCGAACCAUCUAUAACUGAAGAGCCGCGCGCAAAAGUGUUCAGGCGGGAAUUUGAGUCACCUUACGAGAAGCCCACGACUUCAAAAGAUAGCGCAAAACGGCAUCCUGGUGCUGGGGAUGGUGGUGGAGCUGGCGGCAGAAAAAAGAGGGAACGUGUAUCGUACGAAAUUGUACAUACGAAGCCCGCAGAUAUCGUAAGCAAGAGAGGGACUGGCGGAAGAGAAAUCCGUUUACUGGCGAAUUAUUAUCGCCUAUUAACAACUCCGACAUGGAAGAUACAUCAGUACCACGUUACUUUCGCGCCUGAAGUGGAGCUGAAACGCCUUCGAGGGGGUCUGCUGUACGAGCAUCGCGGAAUUCUGGGAGGCUACUUAUAUGAUGGCAUGAAGUUAUUCUGUACGAACAAAUUAAGCUUAGAACAAACAAUUUUGCAUACAACGUCCAAGAAUAAUGAAAAGUUCGUUUUAACGUUGAAACAUGUAGGAGUACUUGGUAUGGAUCAAUGGGAAUCUCUUCAAGUCCUUAAUCUAAUAGUUCGAAGAGCAAUGGAAGGAUUAAAGCUCCAGCCUAUACAGCGCAACUAUUAUGAUCCUCAAGCUAAGAUUGACAUACGAGAACAUCGCAUGCAAUUGUGGCCUGGUUAUCAAACCUCGGUGCGACAACACGAACGUGACAUAUUACUGUGUGUCGAAAUCGCUCAUAAAGUUAUGCGUACCGAAACCUUAUACGACAUACUGCAACGCUGCCUUGAAACAACACGCGAUUAUCAAGAAGACUUUCGGCGCCACGUAAUUGGUAUGAUUGUCCUUACAGACUAUAACAACAAGACGUAUUCAGUGAAUGAUAUAGACUUUGCCAAAACGCCGAAGGAAACAUUCAGCUUUAAAAAUCAAGAAGUCUCUUUCAUAGACUAUUAUUAUAAGAAAUAUAAUAUUCGGAUACGUGAUGCAAAUCAGCCUUUGUUGAUAUCGAAAGCUAAACUACGUUCAAUAAGAGGAGGUGAAAAUGAAAUUAUUAUUUUGAUACCGGAGCUAUGUCGCCCAACGGGUUUGACUGACACUAUGCGUUCUAAUAUGCAAUUAAUGCGGGCUAUGGCUGAUCAUACUCGCUUAGAGCCCCGUGGACGCAUGGAUCGUUUACGAACUUUUAAUCGUCGCUUACAACAAACCGAAGGUAGCGUUCGUAUACUUAAAGACUGGAACAUGACGUUGGAUACAAAGCUCGUAGAGUUAUCGGGCCGUAUCUUAGACCCCCAGCGAAUUGUGUUCAAAGAUCAUAACAAAUUAUCGGCUGGUGACAAUGCUGAUUGGACCCGGUUAUUCCGUGAUAAUGGUUUGUUCACUACCCCUACCCGCGGUUUGGAACGAUGGUGUGUCAUUUCUCCAACACGUUACGCUCGCGAAUCACGUAAUUUUGUAGAAUCUUUAAUGAGAGCGGGUCGAGGCAUGGGUAUGGAAAUUGGUCGCCCCGAAGAAUUAAUGAUUCCUGACGAUCGUAAUCAUACAUACAUACAGGCUAUGGAAGAAUGUUGUCGUCGCGAUCCUCAACUGGUGUUAUGCUUGGUGCCAAACAAUAACGCAGAAAGAUAUGCAUCUAUUAAGAAGAAGAGCUAUCUAGAGAGAGCUGUCCCCACGCAAAUCAUCACACAGAAAUCAGCUAGUAACCAACGAGGAAUUAUGAGUAUUGCUACUAAGGUCGCUAUACAAAUCAAUUGCAAGCUGGGUUACACACCAUGGAUGAUCGAUCUGCCGCUUAGUGGGUUAAUGACCAUCGGCUAUGAUAUAUCUAAAUGCCCAAAAGAUAAGUCGAAAGCUUUCUGUGCUUUAGUAGCCAGCAUGGAUAUGAAACAGAACGCGACAUUUUAUAGCACUGUAGCUGAAUGCAGCCCUGGGGAUGCUUUGGCCAGCAAUUUGUGGCCUAUGAUGACAAAGGCUUUACGCCAAUAUCGUAAAGAACACGAAAAGUUGCCAAAUCGAAUAUUGUUCUAUCGCGAUGGCAUAGGUGAAGGCUCGCUUAAGCAAGUGUACGAGCACGAAGUUCGAGAUGUAGUUGAGAAGUUAGAGGCCGAGUACAAACGGUGCAAUGCUGAAAAGCCUCCGAUGUUUGCUUACGUAGUGGUAACGAAAUCAAUAAAUACGCGCUUUUUCUAUGGUGAACGUAAUCCUCCGCCCGGUACUGUCGUUGAUGAUGUAGUUACUCUGCCCGAGCGUUAUGAUUUCUUUCUAGUGUCACAAUCCGUACGCCAGGGAACAGUGUCCCCAACCAGUUAUAACGUGGUACAUAGUACUAUACGUUUAACACCCGAUCAAAUGCAAUUGUUAACGUAUAAGAUGUGCCACUUGUACUACAAUUGGUCAGGUACAACACGUGUACCUGCCGUUUGCCAGUAUGCCAAGAAAUUGGCGUCCUUGGUUGGCACGGCACUAUAUCAACCUCCACAGAAUGCUUUGGAGAAAAAACUUUAUUAUUUGUAGAAGUAAAAUAUUCCAUUUUUUUUUUCUUUUUCUAGACGUAAGCUUCGAGAAACUUCUGUCUUCUAAUUCAAUUUUUCUUAGUUUUAUAACUCGAACAAUACAAUGCAAUUCUUGCUUUACAACAUUUUUGAAGUAAUAUUUCAAUUGUUUCAAGGAGCUAUAUAUCUUACUCAUAAUUUUCUUCCUUUUUUUAAGCAUCGUAUUGUUUAACAAUAUUAUUUUAAAAUUCAUUUUAAAUGUCCCUUUGAAAUAUGGAUUUAAAUUGACUUCUUUUAUAACACUAAAAUGGAUUCUUACAUUAAUAAAAGUA
Glossina fuscipes is the source of this 2991-nucleotide messenger RNA. It is a transcript of the gene piwi, whose product is annotated as protein piwi. Lineage: Eukaryota; Metazoa; Arthropoda; Insecta; Diptera; Glossinidae. Gene Ontology annotation, biological process: regulatory ncRNA-mediated gene silencing. The transcript is spliced from 10 exons. Gene Ontology annotation, cellular component: P granule. Gene Ontology annotation, molecular function: protein binding; piRNA binding. Bases 129 to 2681 code for a protein of 850 amino acids. The record is from RefSeq and is a predicted model, not a curated record.